Messenger RNA from Rosa rugosa (rugosa rose), 2090 nucleotides. RefSeq lists its product as uncharacterized. The record is from RefSeq and is a predicted model, not a curated record. Bases 262 to 1890 code for a protein of 542 amino acids. Lineage: Eukaryota; Viridiplantae; Streptophyta; Magnoliopsida; Rosales; Rosaceae. The transcript is spliced from 8 exons. Gene Ontology annotation, biological process: chromatin remodeling. Gene Ontology annotation, cellular component: Ino80 complex.
UACAAAAAUGGUGAAAACUAAAACUAUAGGUCCCCUGCAGCAAAAAAAACCCAAACUUUAACUCGGUUCUGAGCCACCCCCUCUCAUUCUCCAAUCACAUUGCACCACAUAACCCAGUUCGUAUUCUUUAAGUCCGGCACGGCCGUCUUGUCGGUCCCAAUCUUAGGGUUUGCUCUGGAUUUUGGUUGCCUGGUCGUAAAGCUUCCGUUUGUGGGAAGAUACGGGCAGCACUAGGAUUCUGCUUCACCACCUGUCGCUAGAAUGGAGAGUUUCGGCGGCUUGGGAUUCAGUGAAGUAAACAGUGCUGCAAGGAGGAAAAGGAGCAAUACAUCCCGUCGUCCUCGGAAUGAGUCACAGCUUCCUUUGGAUUAUCGUGACAUCUCUUCGCUGUCGUCAACUCCUCCUUCAGACGAUAAUAUGAUUAAAUCUGAGGGAGGAGGAUAUGUUGAAUCUGAUGAAGCUUCAAAUAAUGGUUCUUUUCGAGGCAGUAAUGAGCAUAGGCAUACUGGGAUUGAUUCCAAAAGGUCGAGCAUGGGUGUCCUUGGCCCUGCUAAUAGGAAAGGCCCCAGCAAGGAUGGGUCUUUUGGUAUUGUUUCAGAUAAUUUAGAGAAUAAGAGUACUGUGAAAAAGGUUAAGCUUAAGGUUGGUGGUGUUACACGCACAAUUCAGGCCAAGUCUACAUCUGGUGGUGCAUCUAAUGUCGGGUUGUCUUCUACAAAAUCUUCUCAUAUUUCAGAUGCCCCUCGACCACGGAAGAGGUUGAUUCUUCAGGAAAAUUCAGAUGACAAUGGUUCCUUUGGUUCAGACAAGGGAAGUGGGUUACGAGGGGUUGCAUCUAAGGAUCCAUCUAAAAGUGUCUUUGAUCUUGGGAAGGAUGAUAGUUCAAGGGGUAGGAUGCCUGAAGAACCUAUUCGCAAGAGCAAACGCAUCCCUAAGAGACGUGUGCUGGAUGGAACAGUUGAUGUUGGCGAUGAUGAUGAUGAUGUGGAAGUUCGAUACCUUGAAAAACUCAAAACAUCAAAGAAUACCCCAGAUUACAGUUUGGACUACCAAGAGGAUGAGGAAAGAGCAGUCAGGAAAGAAAGGAAGAUUUCAAGGGUGUUGAAGGGAAGUGGUGUUGGCCAGUAUAGUGUAGAUAUGGUAGAUUAUGGCAUAUCAAGGUCAGGCAAGGAGGGUAAGAAGUCAAGAUCGGGAGGAGUCCUUGAUGAUACUGAUUAUGUAGAAGAAGACGAACCUGUUUCUGAUGGCGAGCCAGAACUCAAGAUCAGGAAGAAGUCGAGAAAGGAGUUUGUUGAGUCAUCCUCAGAUAAUAAGGAGAUGACAGUAACUACUCGUCGAAGGGCCCUUCAAACUAGCAAAGAUGUCUCUUCCAGCAUAGGUGCAAGCGUAAUUGAGUUUCCCAAUGGGUUGCCUCCUGCGCCACCAAGAAAGCAAAAAGAUGAAUUCUGUGCAGUGGAGCAGCAACUGAAGAAAGUUGAGGCUGCUCAGAGACGUAGGAUGCAAGUAGAGAAGGCAGCUAGAGAAUCUGAGGCUGAGGCAAUCAGAAAAAUUUUGGGCCAAGAUUCCAGUCGGAAGAAAAAGGAAGACAAGAUAAAGAAACGGCAAGAAGAUCUGGCACAGGAGAGAGCUGCAAAUUCUAUGCUUCCAUCAGAUUCUGUUCGAUGGGUGAUGGGUCCAUCAGGAUCGAUUGUUACUUUUCCUGAUACAAUUGGUUUACCAACCAUAUUUGACCCCAAGCCUUGCAGUUACCCUCCUCCCCGUGAGAAGUGCGCCGGACCAUAUUGUACAAACCCAUACAAGUACAGGGAUUCCCAAUCAAAGCUCCCUCUCUGCAGUCUCCAGUGCUACAAGGCAGUUCACGAAAAUAUGCCUUCUCUAUCUGCCUGUUAAUUCAGUGAAUUCGGUUUUGCAGCGAACCUCAUAUGUGGAUAUUCCUGCACUUCAUAUGUACUCUUAAUUUAAUAGAUGUAGUCUUUCUAAAAACCAAAUAUGUAUAUACAUUGUAACGUCAUGAAGAUUGAAGUGAUUUUAGCACAGUUACACACAUGAUAUGGAUGAUAAAUAAUGAAUAAAACCAGUAUUACAUACGA